GCGGCUCUUGGUGGGUGGGUGUUGUUCGGUGGGACUGCUAACGGUAACGGGUGCCUAGCGGUAACGGUAACGGGAAUGUCAACCGCAAGAGCAGAGCUUCAGAAGCCAGCGUCGUAGGAGAUUCAGAACCAGCACCAGAACCAGAAUCAGAGUGAAGACCCAGAGUUAACAGCAGUCCGACAAGAGAGUUGCGAAAAACAGCGAAAAAAUCAGGCGGAAAAGUCCAAAAUAAAAUUGACAAAUACGAAACGCUAAAUGUUAGCGCCCGAACCAGCGGCAAUCAAUCAAUUAGGCCCAGCUGGGUGGCGCCCCAGCAACAACAACAAUACGGCCGGAGAGAGCAGACGAAAGUGCGACAGUGACAGGAGCAGAGAGAAAGAGAAGGAGAGAUAUAAAGGCAGCAGUGACAGCAGUUAAAAAUCAAUAUCCGUCUAAAGUUUUUUUCGGUUUCGGGAACGACCAACUCAGAAAAUUAAAGUUGCACACUACCAGAACUACCGAAAAUAUUUUUGAAAUUAGUUGACUUAAUAUCUAGAUAGCCGCCUACGCUUUAGGCCAAAAAUUAAAACAAGUUAUUUGCGAAAGUAAUCGUGUGUCCAUUUUGUGCUUGAAUAUAGAGUUAACGAAGUAGCCAGUAACAUUUUUAGAGUCGCAGCUUUAAGUGAAAGAACAACUCGCUCCAUCCAAAGCCACGUGUGUUAAUAACGUAAGAAUCGCUCCAAAUAACUAGUGACAAAUACCCAGUGCAAUCAGCCAAGUUACUCGAAGUUUAACCAAAAGAUCCGACGAUUGACGAAAAGGAUCGACUAGCAAACGCGGAAAAAGCCAAAAAACGAAAGCGAAUCGAGAGAAAAACCAAAGAACACUUAAAAGCUAACCAAAAAACGAAUUUUCAUGUUUAAAACGCAAAACCAAAAUUAUCGAUAAACCAAUUAAAAGGAAAACCAAAGAGACAAAACCAAAAGUAAAGUAAAUUGCUACCAGAAAACGCUAGUCCAAAUCUUCACUCCAUAUAUAUAUAUAUAUAUAUAUAUAUAUAUAUAUAUAUAUAUAUACGUAAACUAUAUAUAUUUAACUAAUAAUACUUCAAGAAAACACGCCAAUUGCCGCAAAAAUUACUCCAAGACGAAAAACAAAGAGAUUUCCAUUAAACAAACGCAAAAUACCAAAUACCAAACACAGCUUCAAAGUGUGCACAAUAAAAAAGCAAAAAAAAGUUAAUAACAAAAACCAAAGACCCCCAAAUCAAAACCAAACCCAAAACAAAUUAUUAUUAAACAAAACCGAAAAACAAUUAACCAAACAAAGUCGAAGAAAAAACAAAGGUAAAGGCAAAGAAAACUGAGCCAAAGUCACGGCCAGCAAACAAAAAGUACAACAAACAAAAAUAAAACAACAAGAAAAAGAGAAAGAAAAGGAACAACAACGGCGGUUGUGAAGUGAAGCGUCACCACUGGCCACGCCCACUCCCCGCUCAGCCGCCCCCGUUUUAGCAGUUUUUCCUUUUGACAGCGUAUCGUUUCCAAGAAAUCUUGCGUGUUACGAGCGAAAAACUAAAAAGCCAGUGUCGGUAAAAGAUUCCCAAAGAGUGGUCCUUCUUUUUUUUCAAGUGUACGAACUAGUUUUUUUUUCUGUGUGACCCAAGCCAAGCAACAACAACAACUGCACCAAUUGUGAUGGGAGAUCAGCCAAAGGCAACGACAACCGCAAUCGGAGAAGCAGCUGGUCCAGCCCCCGAAGGUGACGCCGUGAUGGCCGCCACCCAGAACUCGCUGCCCAACGGGAAUGGCAACGGUGGUCCCCAGGACCAGAACCAGGAGCCAGGCCAGCAGGAGCAUGAGGAUCGAGGGGAUGCCGGCGACGACGCCGCCACCGAUGCUGGGGCCAGCUCGCUGCCCCCCUCGGAGAUCGGUGGUCGGGCGCCCCUGGACACGGCCUGCUCGGACGCAGACGGCGGUGCCGCCUCCAGCUUGGCCGGCGGCAUCGUGGGUCCGCCCAGUCCGCUCACAGGCUGCUACCUGCUCAUCGUCCUGGGCGAGCCGCACUCCGAAGAGCACAAGGACAACAUCUUGCAGCAUCUGCUUAAGGGUUUCCUCUCCUGGGACGUUUCCGAUUGUCACGUCGACUUGGAAGAGGAGCUCAAUACAAUUACACAGCAUGCGCCCGAGGGCGAGGAGGCUCGUCACGGCGAACGACUCAUCCAAUAUGCCAGCGAGAAUCUAGUGACGGAGGUGCUCAUCCACCCGCAGUACAACACGCUUAUCCAGUGUAUGCGCAACCUGCUUAGCAGCUUUACCCGCCACCGGCACAUCAUUCAUGCCGGCUACACCUUCAGUGGCAAUGGUUCCUGGAUACUGCAGGACGGAACCUUCUCUGUGGCGGACUUCUCUGAGGCCCUUCAGGAGCACGACGUACAAAGGGUAAUCCGCGCUUACGCGGACACCAUCACCAUGAACAUCCACUGCGCGGACGCGGGUCUGUGGCACACUCUCCCCGAAAAGGCCUUUGCGCGCCAGUGCCGGAUCCGGAUCAAUCCUGUGGACGUCCUGGACACGAGCAGCGAGAGUAUCAACGGGUUUUUAGAUUACUUGGCGCCCAUGGUGAUGCCGACCUCGCUGAGGGAGCUGCUCGAGACCUCGGACGUUGUGGGCAACAUCCGCUUCACGCAUCCCACGCUAUACGUAUUUCCCGGCGGCCAGGGUGACGCCGCGCUUUUCGGGAUCAACGGCUUCAACAUGCUGGUUGAUGGCGGUUUUAAUCGGAAGGCUUGCUUUUGGGACUUUGCUCGGCACCUGGACCGACUGGACGCGGUCCUGAUGACGCGCCUCAACAACAGCAACGUGCAGGGCCUGGGGGCGGUGGUGUCGCGCAAGCGGGACUCCCACGUCUACCCCCAGAUCGGCCACUUCUUCGGCAACGUACCUGACCGCAAGGGGCUGCCCAGCCCCGACGGCGACAAGGAUCGCGACCCGCUGCUGAUCGAUCUGUUCGAGCGCGGACACGGGAUCGUAAGCGACCUGAAGGCACUGGACCUGAAGCCGCAGGGCUGUUACCGCAACCAGGAGCCGGUGAACCUCUACCACAAGGUAGGCCACGGCACCCUUGACAUGUAUGUGAUCAGCCCGGCACGCGACUCCAAGGAAGUGAAGGACUUCCUGCAGAAGUGGCACGCCGGCGACCAAAGGCUCUUCGCCGCCCGGGAGUCGCGCGACUUCAACUUCCCACUGCAGAACCUGGUGUCCAUUUGCGCGCUGCUCGUGUGGCAGCCGGCCAACCCGGACGACACCAUCACCCGCAUCCUCUUCCCGGGCAGCACGCCCGACUUCAAGAUCCAGGAAGGCCUCGAGAAGCUCAAACACCUGGAGUUCAUGAAGCACUCGACCUGCACAGCCAAGUCCAUUGCCCCCGCCAUCCAAACGGUGGCCGGAACGCGCAAAAGCCUGAAGUCUGCCAUUGAGGCCACGCCCGCUCCGCCCAGCGCCAGCUACAAGUCCUCAAAGUUCGGCCCCGUGGCCAGUGCUGCCAUAGCCGUCCAGCAUCCGCAUCCGCAGCAGCAGCAGGACAACAAGGCAAAGGAGGCGGCCAAGGAGGCCGCUGCAUCCAUAGUCCGCACCAAGGCCGAUUCCAUCGACACGGACGUAGAGCAGGAACCCGAACCCGAACCCGCUGACACUGGGGACGAAGGAGCUCCCACGGAGCAGGAGCCCGAGGCUGACACGGAACCCGAGCACGAAGCCGAGCAGGAGCAGGACAACAAGGAUGCCGGGGAGGAGAAGAAGGUGGAAGUGCUGAUCAUGAAGUCCCAACAGGCGACAGCACCUGCAGUCUCUGGAAAGGAUGCGCCCGAUGCAACCCCUGCCGAUGCCACGAUGCCGGCCGGAAAGCAAGCGGGCAAGGGGUCGUCCAAGUCGUCAAAGGCGGAGAAGCCACGCGCGGAGGUGAAGCCCGUGGUGCGCUCCCGCAUCGACACCAAGCCGCCCAAGUCCAUGGAUCGCAAGCUGGCCAAGCGGGACGAGAAGAAGAGCUCGCCGACGGCCACGCCGGCCGCCCGGGCACCGCGCGAUGUCAAGCCCAAGGUGCUGAGCCGCCCGGCCACCAAGUCCAGUCCGAGCAGCACCCCCGCCAAGAGCGCCAAGGAGGCCAACAACCGCAAGGUGCUGGAGUCCAAGCAGCAGGCGGCCAGGGUGCAGGCCACCAGCACGGCCUCCAGGAGGCAGGUCACUACCAGCACAGCCGCCAGUGAGAAACGAGUCGCCCAACAGCAGGCGGAGGCAAAGACGGCCACACAAUCGACGGCCACCCAGAGGAAGCCCAUCUCACGAAGGCCGCGCGGUGUGUCGCCCUCGAAGCGAGCACCAGCACCCGGCAGUCCGGUCAAGCAGGCCAAGCCAAAGGCGGCGGCUGCGGCGGAGCUGAAGAAGGCGCGCCUGGACAAAGGCGGCACCACCGACUCCAGCCUGGUGUCCACGCCUUCGGCAGAUGAGGCCACGGCCGCCAAGAAGCUGCAGGACCUGACCGCCUCCCAAGAGCUCGACGCCGAGAAGCAGCGCGAGCUGGACGACCUCAAGGAGGAGCAGGAGGUGGUGCGCGAGAUCGAGGCGGUGUUCAGUAGGGACGAAAUGAAGCGUCAGCAGCACCAGCAGAUUAAGGCCGAGCUGCGUGAAAUGCCCGCCGAGGGAAUCACUGGCGAUGGCGAGGAUGAGCCCGAGGAGGAGGAGGAGUACCUGAUAAUCGAGAAGGAGGAGGUGGAGCAGUACACCGAGGACUCGAUCGUCGAACAGGAGAGCAGCAUGACCAAGGAGGAAGAGAUCCAGAAGCACCAGCGCGACUCGCAGGAGUCGGAGAAGAAGCGCAAGAAGAGCGCCGAGGAGGAGAUCGAGGCGGCCAUCGCCAAGGUAGAAGCCGCCGAACGCAAAGCUCGUCCUGCCCGGCAGGACGAGGCGGAGUUGGAGGUGGAAUUGGAGGCGGAGGCGGACCUGGAGCAAAGCGAGAUCAAGGCAGAGGUGCAGGAGAUCAUUGCCACGGCGAAGGACAUUGCCAAGUCGCACACCGAGGAGCAGUUGGCCACCAAGCCCGCUGAGGAGGAGUUCUCUUCGCCCACGCCCGAGGAGAAGCUGAGCAAGAAGACGUCGGACACAAAGGACGAGCCAGUCGGCGCACCAGUGGACGUCCUGCCCGUCAAUCUGCAGGAGAGCCUGCCCGAGGAGAAGUUCUCGGCCACCAUUGAGUCGGGGGCCACCACGGCGCCCACACUGCCCGAGGACGAGCGCAUCCCGCUGGACCAGAUCAAGGAGGACCUGGUCAUCGAGGAGAAGUAUGUGAAGGAGGAGACCAAGGAAGUUGAGGCCAUCGUUGUGGCAAGCGUGCAGGCUAUCUCCAAAGCGGCUCCAUCCGCAAUCGCGGCCGUAUUGGUGGCAACCACCAAGGAUGGUCCCAAAGACGCCAAGGCCGAGCUUUUGGGAGAGCUGCACGACUCGGGAGAGCGGGUACUGCCCAUGAAGAUGACCUUUGAGGCGCAGCAGAACCUGCUGCGUGAUGUCAUCAAGACGCCCGACGAAGUGGCCGAUCUGCCGGUCCAUGAGGAAGCCGAUCUGGGUCUGUACGAGAAAGAUAGCCAGGAUGCCGGUGCUAAAAGCAUCUCACACAAAGAGGAGUCUGCCAAGGAGGAAAAGGAGACCGACGACGAAAAAGAGACCAAGGAAGCAGAGGUCGAACCGAAAGCUGAACUGGAAAAGGAAGAGCCCUCCAAAAUAGAGCUUAAAGAGCCAGCUGAGGAGGAUGAGCUCGUUGUGACUGAGGCUGUAAUAGAGAGAAGGACAAAAGAGGUCGUUACGGUCGAGACCGAACAGAUUGUGGAGACCGAUGACCAAAAGACCCAGGAACAGCAACAGGAUCAAGUGAAAGAGAAAGAGAAAGAGAAAGAACAGGAGGCGGAUCAGCAGGCAGAGCCAGGAAUCAUCACCGAGAAGGAGGCCAAAAAGUCAGCCAGCACCCCUGAAGAGAAGGAGACCAGCGACAUCACCUCCGAAGAUGAGCUGCCAGCCCAACUGGCGGAACCGACCACCGUUGCCCCAAAAGAGAGCAAGGAGCGCGAGGACACCAUCUCCAUGGAGAGUCCCGCCACCAUCGAGGAGGCCAUAGAGGUUGAUGUGCAGGCCAAGCAAGAUGCCGCAAAGAGCGCUGGGGCAGACAAGUCGUCACUGGCCUCAAAGGAGGCCUCCCGUCCGGAGUCUGCAACAGGAAGUGCCAAGGACGAUGCUGAUCAGCCAGAAGCCGACAAGUCCCGUCCCGAUUCGGUGGCGGAAGGAACAAAGCCUGAUAGUGCAAGAUAUGAGAAGUCCCCCCUUGCAUCCAAGGAAGUUUCUCGGCCGCAAUCCGUUGCAGAGAUCGUCAAAGAUGAAGGCAAGGAACCAGACAGUCGACGAGAAUCGGGAAGCGCCAAGGACGAAAAAUCAGCACAGGCCUCCAAAGAAGUUUCCCGACCAGGCUCAGUGGCUGAGAGCGUUAAGGCGGAAGCUGACAAGUCCACGGAACCAUCCCGAAGGGAAUCCGUAGCCGAAAGCACUAAGGCGGAGAGCCAUAAGGACGAAAAGUCCAAGCCGGCCUCUAAGGAAGCCUCGAGGCCUGAAUCCGCCCUCGGGGAUGCCAUAGAUGAAUCCAAAGAACAAAAAAGCCAUCGGGCAUCUAUUGCGGAAAGCGUCAAACCCGAAAGUGCUGAGGACGAAAAGUCUACGACUGCCUCAAGGGAAGUUUCCAGACCAGAAUCUGUGGUGGAAAGCACUAAAGACGAGGCAGACAGGUCAAAGGAGCCAUCUCGUCGUGAAUCAAUAGCAGAAAGCGUCAAGGCCGAAAGCGCAAAAGGUGAAAAGUCUCCCCUUGCAUCCAAGGAAGUGUCCCGGCCGGAAUCCGUGGCUGAAAGCAUUAAAGAUCAAGCUGAGCAAGUUGAUAACCGCCGGGAAUCUGUAGCCGAAAGCCUCAAGCCAGACAGUGCAAAGGAGGAAAAGUCCCCACUUGCCUCAAAGGAAGCUUCCAGGCCAGAGUCCGUUGCAGAAAGCGUCAAAGAUGAAGCUGAAAAGUCCACUGAACCAUCCCGUCCGGCAUCAGUUGCAGAAAGUGCCAAGGGAGAGAUCGCAAGGGAUGAGAAGACCGCUGAUGUCGUAGAUAGCCGCCGGGAAUCUGUAGCCGAAAGUGUCAAGCCAGACAGUGAGAAGGACGAGAAGUCUCCACUUGCAUCAAAGGAGGCAUCGAGGCCAGAAUCCGUUGCAGAAAGUGUCAAGGGAGAGAGCAUAAAGGAUGAGAAGUCCGCUCAAGCCUCAAAAGAAGUCUCCCGGCCAGAGUCAGUGGCUGAAAGUGUUAAAGCUGAAGCUGAAAAAUCAAGGGAACCAUCUCAACGGGGAUCCGUUGCAGAAAGCGUCAAAGAUGAAGCUGAAAAAUCUUUUGAACCAUCCCGGUCGGCAUCUGUUGCACAAAGCGUCAAGGGAGAAAGCACAAAGGAUGAGAGGUCCUCUGAAAUCGUAGAUAGUCGUCGGGAGUCAAUAGUCGAAAGUGUCAAGCCAGACAGUGCAAAGGACGAAAAGUCUCCACUUGCUUCAAAGGAAGCUUCCAGGCCAGAAUCCGUUGCAGAAAGCGUCAAGCCAGACAGUGUAAAGGACGAAAAAUCUCCACUUGCUUCAAAGGAAGCUUCCAGGCCAGAAUCCGUUGCAGAAAGCGUCAAGCCAGAUAGUGCAAAGGACGAGCAGUCCCCACUUGCAUCUAAGGAAGCGUCCAGACCAGAAUCCGUUGCAGGAAGCGUUAAAGAUGAAGCUGAAAAGUCUAUUGAACCAUCCCGCCCGGCAUCAGUUGCAGAAAGCGUCAAGGGAGAGAGCAUAAAAGAUGAGAAGUCUUCUGAGAUCCUAGAUAGCCGCCGGGAAUCUGUUGCGGAAAGCGUUAAACAAGACAGUGUAAAGGACGAAAAGUCUCCACAUGUAUCAAAGGAUGCUUCCAGGCCGGAAUCCGUUACAGAAAUCAUCAAGCCAGACAGUGUAAAGGACGAAAAGUCUCCACUUGCAUCAAAGGACGCUUCCAGGCGCGAAUCCGUUGCAGAAAGCUUCAAAGAUGAAGCUCAAAAGUCUAUUGAACCAUCCCGACCGGCUUCUGUUGCAGAAAGCGCCAGUGGAGAGAGCAAAAAGGAAGAGAACUCCGCUCAGGCCUCCAAAGAAGCCUCCCGGCCAGGGUCUGUGGCAGCAAGUGUUAAAGAUGAAGCUGAACAAUCAAAGGAAGCAUCCCAUCGGGAAUCGUUAGCUGAAGCGAAGUCCCCUCUUGCAUCGAGGGAAGGAUCAAGGCCCGGAUCAGUUAUUGAGAGCGUCAAGGACGAAACUGAAAGGCCCGAGAGCCGACGUGAGUCAGUCGCGGAAAGCAUCAAGGCAGAGAGUGCCAAGGACGGAAAGUCUCCCCUGGCCUCAAAAGAAACUUCGAGGCCAGAAUCAGUGGUGGGGAGCAUCAAAGACGAGCUAGAUAAAUCCAAGGAGGAAUCCCAAAGUGAAUCCAUGGCUGAAAGCGUCAAGGCGGGGAGUGCCAAGGACGAAAAGUCUGCUCAGGCCUCCAAAGAUGUAUCGCGUCCAGCAUCGGUUGCGGAAAGUGUGAAGGAGGAAGUCGACAAAUCCGCAGAACCAUCACGACCGGAGUCCGUAGCUGAAUUAAUUAAAACGGAAAUAAGCAAGGUUGGACAGUCACCCAUUGCCUCCCGGGCUGAAUCUGUGGCGGAUAGCGGUAGGGAUGACACCGACAAGCACGAAUCUGCUGUGGAAACUGGCAAACCAGAUAAGGAUAGCAAAUCUCCGAUUGCCUCAAAGGAGAUCUCUAGGCCAGAGUCUCCAGAUGACAGCGUUAAGGAUGAAUCUGAGAAGCCAGAUUCCUGUCAGGAGUCGGUGGUUGAGAGCGUUAAGCCAGACAGUGCCAAGGACUCCAAGGAACCAUCUCGGCCUGAAUCAAAGGUGGAAAGCGUGAAAGAUGAAUCUGAGAAAUCCAAGGCACCAUCCCGACGAGAAUCUGUCCAAGAAAGUGUAACAUCCGAAGGUGUAAAGGACGAUAAGUUUUCGUUGGCUUCAAAAGAAGUGUCUAGACCGGAAUCAGUUGCGGAAAGUACAAAAGAUGAGGCAUCAUCUCGACGGAUGUCGGUGGCAGAAAGCGUGAAAGAUGCUGCCCAGUCGAAGGAGGUUUCUCGUCCCGAAUCAGUUGCAAAAUCUCCAUUGGCAUCCAAAGAGGCUUCCCGUCCAGCAUCUGUUGCAGAAAGUAUACAAGAUGAGGCUGAAAGGACCAAGGCGGAAAGUAAUAAGGAUGAAAAAUCACCGCUGGCAUCUAAAGAAACGUCCAGACCGGCGUCCGUUGUGGAAAGUGUGAAAGAUGAAGCCGACAAGUCCAAGGAAGCAUCUCGGCGAGAGUCCCUGGUCGAAAGCUUUAAGGCGGAAAGCAGCAAGGGUGACCAAUCUCCCCAGGCAUCCCAGAAAGCAUCGCGACCAGAGUCCGUGGCAGAGAGCGCUAAAGACGAAGCUGAAAGGCCAGAAAGUCGUGCCGAAUCUGUGGCCGAGAGUGAUAAACCGGAAAGUGCUAAGGACGAGGAGUGGACAGCAGCCUCGAAGGAAGUUUCACGACCGGUGUCCGUCGCGGAGAGUGUUAGAGACGAGGCUGACAAGUCCAAGGAACCCUCCCGGCGGUCGUCUGUCGCAGAAAGCGUAAAACCAGAAAGCCCAAAGGUGGACAAGGUUCCACUUGCUUCUAAGGAAGCGUCCCGACCAGUGUCCGUAACUGAAAGUGUAAAGGAUGAAACCGAAAAAAGCAAGGAGCAAUCUCGAAGGGAAUCUGCUGCUGAAAGCCUUAAGGCGGAGAGUGCACAGGACGAGAAAUCGCGUCCUUCAUCCGUUGCCGAAAGCGUAAAUGACGAAGGGGAAAAGCCAGAAAGUCGUCGAGAAUCGGUUGCCAAGUCCCCAUUAGCUUCGAAAGAAGUCUCCAGGCCAGGAUCUGUAGCUGAAAGCAGUAAGGAUGAGCUUGAAAAGCCAGAAAGUCGUCGGGAAUCGGUUGCCAAGUCACCAUUAGCCUCAAAGGAAGUUUCAAGGCCAGGAUCUGUAGCUGAAAGCAUUAAAGAUGAGUUUGAAAAGCCUGAGAGCGUCAAGGACGACAAGUCGAAAGAUCCCUCUCGAAGCGAAUCGCCGACUGAAAAGUCUGCCGUAAUUUCAAAGGAGUCUUCGCCCAGGCCAGUAUCUGUGGCAAGUGACCACGAAUCUGCCGUCGCUACUGAGGCCGAGUUGAAGUCUUCCAUCUCCCCCAAAGAAGCGUCCCGCCCAGAGUCAAUUGCUGAAACUGCUUCAUCACCAAUUGAGGAAGCGGCUUUGGAGUUCUCGGAGAUCGAAGUCGUGAAAAGGGCUAGCCUCGCGCUCAGUUUACAAACGGGCUCAGGAGGAAAACUGCCAACGGACUCGAGUCCUGUUGACGUGGCCGAGGGUGACUUUUCUCAUGUCGUCGCUUCUGUUUCCUCAACCACAGCCACUCUUGCCAAGCCAGCCGAGCUCUCGCAGGCUGCUGCUGCUGUAACGAUCUCGUCUCCUGUAGACGAAGCUCCAAAAACACCGUCUGCUCAGGAGCUGGUAUCCCGACCAGAUUCCCCUGCAGAAUGCGCAAGUGAAGAGAUUGUCAAGGAUGAAAAAUCGCCCCUCUCGAGGACCGGGUCAAUUGCAGAAACUCACAAGGACGAAAGCCCAAAGGAUGACAAAUCUAAGUCUCAAGGUGCCUCUAAGGAAUCUUCUCGCCCGGAAUCAGUGGCAGAGACAGCAUCAUCGCCCAUCGAGGAAGCACCGAACGACUUCGCACAAUUCGAGAAAAAGGGAGUGUUACCUUUGAAUAUUGACGCAAAGGGUAAUCUCCCAACAUUGUCGAGUCCUGUGGAUGUGGCUCAUGGCGAUUUCCCCCAGACAGCCACCCCCACAAGCUCCCCAACUUCAGGCCCAACCAAACCAGCUGAGCUUUCCAAAGUAGACAUUGAGAAGACAGCAUCGAGUCCGGUAGACGAGGCUCCCAAGUCCCUUAUUGGAUCUCCGGCAGAGGAACGCCCAGAAUCUCCUGCUGAAUGUGCCAAGCACGAUGUUGCCUCAAAAGAGCCGUCUCGGCGCGAAUCAAUUGCCGAGAGCGUGCAGUCCGAGACUUGUAAGGACGAAAAGUCCCUGCAGACCUCUAGGGAAACGUCCCGACCGGCCUCGGUAGUGGAAAGCAUUAAGGACGAAGCCGAAAAAUCCAAGGGAUCAUCACGUUCACCAUCUGUUGCAGAAAGCAUUAAGGCGGAAAGCACAAAAGAUGGUAAGUCCCCUCUUGCGCUGGUAGCGGAAGUUCUUAAAGAUGGUGCCGAGAAACUAAAGGAACCAUCGCGUCCACCAUCUGUUUCAGAAAGCAUAAAGGGGACAGCAACUAAGCAGGGCCCUUCGGAAGGAGUAGUGGAAACUGAUGCCAAGCCAGCUCUUGACUCUCAACCAGAAGCCGAUAUUGAUGAAGCUGAGAAAUCAAAGGAGCCAUCCCGCCGAGAAUCUGUAGCAGGAAGCGCUAAAGCAGAGAGCACUAAUGAUGAAAAGUCUCCACUGGCAUCGAAGGAAGUCUCGAGGCCAGAGUCCGUCACAGAAGGUCCAAAAGAUGAUGCCGAGAGGCCUGAAAGCCGCCCAGAAUCGGUCGUCGAUAGUACAAAGCCAGAAGCCAAAGAUGCAAAGUCCCCAACAGGGUCAGCUGCGAAAUCAAAGGAACCAUCCCGGCGGGAGUCUAUAAAAGAUGAAAAGUCUCCCUUUGCCUCCAAGGAAGUGUCCCGACCAGCCUCUGCUGUAGAAAGUCUAAAGGACGAAGGCGAAAAGCUGGAUAGCCGACGUGAGUCGAUUGCUGAGAGCCUUAAAGCAAGUAGUACCAAGGACGAUAAGUCCCCGGUGCUCUCCAAAGAAGCCUCAAGGCCAGAAUCAGUUGCAGAGAGCAUCAAGGGUCAACCGGAGGAAUCUGAAAGCCGCCGGUAUUCCCUUGUCGAAAUCAAUAAACCAGAUAGCUCCAAGGAUGAAGCCUCCCCCCGACCCGGAUCCGUUGAGGAAAGUGUCAAGGAAAAAUCUAAGGAUCCAUCCCGAUCAGAAUCCGUCGCGGAGAGCAUUAAGUCCGAGGGUACGAAAGACGAAAAGUCCCCACUUGCUUCAAAGGAAACUUCCCGGCCGGAAUCGGUUGCGGAGAGUAUCAAGGACGAAGCAGAGAAGUCCGAUCAAGCGGAAAAAUCCAAGGAUGCUUUUCGACGGGAAUCUAUUGCAGAAAGCAUUAAGGACGACAAGUCAGCACUGGCAUCAAAAGAAGCCUCUCGACCAGCAUCCGUCGCAGAAAGCAUUAAAGAUGCAGCUGAAAAUGCAGAAAGUGAAAGCGUGAAACCAGAAACUAGCCCACAACCCGUUGUAGAAAGCGUCAAAGAUGAAGACGACAAGACCGCAAUCCGCCGAGAUUCAGUCGCCGACAGUACCAAGCCAGAAGAAAAAACUCAGUUUGCGUCGAAGGAAGUUUCUCGACCUGCUUCUGUGAUGGAAAGUGUCAAAGAUAAAACUGAAAAACCAGAAAGCCGUCGGGAAUCUGUUGCAGAAAGCAUUAAAACCAGCAGUUCAGUGGAAAAGUCUGCUCAGGCCUCAAAGGAAGUAUCCAGACCACCAUCAGUCGCACUGAGCGUCGGAGAUGAGUUUGGCAAUUCCAAAGAAACCUCUCGACGUGAGUCGGUUGCAGAAAGCACGAAGCUAGACAGUACCAAGGACUCCAAGGAACCAUCUCGGCCUGAAUCAAAGGUGGAAAGCGUGAAAGAUGAAUCUGAGAAAUCCAAGGCACCAUCCCGACGAGAAUCUGUCCAAGAAAGUGUAACAUCCGAAGGUGUAAAGGACGAUAAGUUUUCGUUGGCUUCAAAAGAAGUGUCUAGACCGGAAUCAGUUGCGGAAAGUACAAAAGAUGAGGCAUCAUCUCGACGGAUAUCGGUGGCGGAAAGCGUGAAAGAUGCUGCCCAGUCGAAGGAGGUUUCUCGUCCCGAAUCAGUUGCAAAAUCUCCAUUGGCAUCCAAAGAGGCUUCCCGUCCAGCAUCUGUUGCAGAAAGUAUACAAGAUGAGGCUGAAAGGACCAAGGCGGAAAGUAAUAAGGAUGAAAAAUCACUUCUGGCAUCUAAAGAAACGUCCAGACCGGCGUCCGUUGUGGAAAGUGUGAAAGAUGAAGCCGACAAGUCCAAGGAAGCAUCUCGGCGAGAGUCCCUGGUCGAAAGCGUUAAGGCGGAAAGCAGCAAGGGUGACCAAUCUCCCCAGGCAUCCCAGAAAGCAUCGCGACCAGAGUCCGUGGCAGAGAGCGCUAAAGACGAAGCUGAAAGACCAGAAAGUCGUGCCGAAUCUGUGGCCGAGAGUGAUAAACCGGAAAGUGCUAAGGACGAGGAGUGGACAGCAGCCUCGAAGGAAGUUUCACGACCGGUGUCCGUCGCGGAGAGUGUAAAAUCAGACGUCUCCCGACCGCAGUCGGUGGCAGAAGAGGUCAUUGAUGGCAAAUCAAAGGAAGCUUCGCGCCGCGGAUCCGUGACUGAGAGUGUAGAGGCUGCGAGUAAAAAGAGUGACUUGCCAUCCGCCUCACCCAAGGAAGCAUCGCAGGAGGCAUCACGUCGCGAGUCAGUGGACGACAAGUCAUCACAUGUCAUCAUAAGUCCAGGCAAGUCGCCGGCUGCCUCGAAGGAAGCAUCCCGUCCUGCUUCGGUGGCCGAGACCGCCUCCUCUCCCAUCGAAGAAGGUCCACGCUCUGUCGCUGACUUGACUUUGCCACUAAGCCAAGUGACAACCGAAAGCAAAGGCAAGCUUCCCACUUUGUCGAGUCCCAUUGAUGUGGCUGAAGGCGACUUCUCGAAAGUAAAAGUUGAGUCCUCCGCACAGCCAGCUGCUCUCUCCAAACCCGCGGAGCUCUCCCAGUCGGAUACGGGGCACACAGCCUCCAGCCCCGUGGACGAGGCAUCUCCUAUCCUGGAGGCCAGUGAGGUUGUGGAGGAGCAUAUCGCCGCAUCAGCAGAAGCAGACUUACUGGGUAUUGAGGAAACUAAAUCGUCAUUUUUCGAAUCAUUCGCCACAAAGGUGGAUGAGAAAGUGCAGAUGAUUGAGAGCUCAGUAAAGCAGGUGGAAGAGAAGAUCGAGAGUUCGGUGAAGCAGGUGGAAAGCACUGUAACAGAGACCCUGCAGCAGGUGAGCAAGGAGAGCAGGGAGCAACUGACAGAGAUUAGCUCCGUUCUGGAUACCAAGAUCAGCAGCGUGACCAGCCUGCUCUCUACUGCCUUGGACACAGUCGAAAAGAAGGAGCACCAGGUGACCGAGAAUGUGAGUGAGAAGGCAACCGAGCAGGUUACCGAGCAAAUCACUAUAGUCACUGCGGAAAGUGGUCAGGAGAAGAGCAGCCUGGAUCUGGGUACGUUCUCGGAGCUGCGUGAGACGCACAUCACCACCGUGGGCUCGCCCGAGUUCACGGUCACGAUCUGCGAGCGCGAUGAACCCGUACUGCACGACAUCAAGGAGGAGGACGAGGAGCACCGCUCUUCGCCGCCCAGUGAUGGCGACAAGACAGGAAUCCUGCCAGCCCAGCCGAUGCGACCGCUUUCGCCGCGCGAGGAAGAAGUGGCCAAAAUUGUGGCAGACGUGGCCAAGGUUUUGAAGUCCGACAAGGACAUCACCGACAUUAUACCCGACUUUGACGAACGCCAGCUGGAGGAGAAGCUCAAGUCCACCGCCGACACAGAGGAGGAGUGCGACAAGAGUGCACUGGAGAUCUGCGUGAAGGCGGAGAUCGAGUCCGAGAAGUCAUCGCCCGACCAAAAGUCCGGCCCCAUUUCCAUCGAGGAGAAGGACAAGGUCGAGCAGUCGGAGAAGGCGCAGUUACGGCAGGGAGUAUCUGCUGUCAGUCGCCCGGAGUCAGUGGCCAGCCAACCAGGGGAGGAGGAGGGCCAGACCAAGGAGCAGUCAUCCCCCGUUCCAAGCAAGGAAGGAUCACGACGCGAGUCCGUGCUCUCCUCCAAGAGCCACAAGAAUCAGGAAUCAUCGCGCCCCCAGUCCGUUGCCAGCCAGGAUAUCGACAUGGACAUCAAGAUCUCCAGCCAAGCAUCUAGCACUAAGAAAGAGCUUCUUCACUCACUAACCACUGAAACUGUGGAGAGCAAAAAGUCAGAGGAGAAGUCGAGUGUGGAGUCCGAAUCCACUUCGAUAACCAAGUCCACCACAAUCCUCUCCAGUCAGUCGGUGCAGCUGCGAGAGGAUUCCACUAGCGACUCGUUGAGCAGCAGCCUCAAGGUGGAGGACAGCUCCCGGCGCGAAUCACUCUCCAGUUUGCUGGCCGAGAAGGGAGGCAUCAGUAGCAGCAGCCUUUUAAAGGAGGACAUCAGCACCGCAUCAGCAUCCCAGCUCGAGGAGCUGCUGGUGCAGUCCGAGGAGUGCUCAUCGGAGUCGAUUGUCAGCGAGAUUCAGACCAGCACCGCUCAGACCAGCAAGUCGGUUAGGGAAACCAAAGAGACCAGGGAUACCAAGGAAACCAGCACCAGCAGUUUCAGCAAAGACGAGAACCUCAAGGAGACGGUCGCCGAGUUUCUGGCUACCGAGAAGAUCGUCUCCGCAAAGGAAACCUUCAGCGCCGAGGCCACCAAGACGGCCGAGGAGUGCCUGAAGAAGGCCACCGCCAGCAGCACCCAGCGGACGCUCUUCGUGGGCACGGACGAGUCGCGUCGGGAGUCCUUGCUGAGCCAGACCAGCGAGGGCCGCCUCACCCACAGCGAUCCCGAGGACGAGGAGCCCGACGAGGAAGACGACGAGCGCGCCAGUGUGAAAGAGGGCCGUUCCAAGUCCAUUGCUACCAUCAUGAUGACUAGUAUUUACAAGCCUUCCGAAGACAUAGAGUCAAUUGCCACGCUCGCCGAGGAGGAGCACGAUCAAAUGGAGGACACUAAGGCCACCUCCACCUCCACCACCACCAGCAAGGCCACUACUCUCCUGCAGUCCAGUGAGCAGAGCAGCAGCAGCACCACCACCAGCAGCAGCUCCAAGACCUUCGCCUCCAAGGUGGAGUCCAUCACGCUCACACAAAUCGAUCAGAUCCCGGUUGAGCCCGCAGAUCGCAAGACGCCGCCCACGGCGCCCGUCAGUCCCGGCGCCAAGCCAUCAAGCUCGUCGGGAUCUGCUGGUGGCUCUGCAAUGGGAGCUGGAGCCGGAGCAGGUGGCGGAAAGUGCGAGUCCAGCGCAGCCAGCAUCGUCUCCUCCUCGGGACCGCUGUCGCCCAAGGAUAUCAGCGGCAAAUCCAGUCCCGGCGCCCUCACCUCGGAGAGCCAGUCCAUUCCCACGCCGCUGGGGCGCGAGUCGCACACAGAGACCCCGGAGUCAUCGCCCAAGCCCACGUCGCCAUUCCCGCGCGUCACCAAGGACGAGCUGAAGUCUCUGGAAAUUCAGCAACACGAACAGGAGCAGAUGCUAGCAGAAGCAGGAGCAGUUGCGGCCGGAGCUGAAUGUGAGGUGGAACUGCCCGAGCUUCACGAGCUGCGUGGACUCGAGAGCACCACGGCUCUGAGCGGCAGCACAGAGAAAAUAAUCACCACAACCAUCACCACGGUGACCAAGGUGAUCUCGGCGGACGGGAAGGAGAUAGUGACCGAGCAGAAGACGGUGACCACCACGGACAGCUCGGAGCCGGACAGCGAGAAGGUGGUGGUGACCACCACGCGCACCACCAGCGAGAGCGAGCGCGACCAGCUGCUGCCCAAGGAGGUGGCCCUGCUGCGCGGCAUGCACCGCUCCAGCACUCCUGGCAGCGAGGACGACGAGGAACUGCUGCUGGGAUCCCCGCGCAGCGCCACCAGCUACGAGCUGCAGCUCUCCAGCUCCGGCGUGAGCAAGCGCUCCGACCUGGACGCCGACGGAGAGGGUGAGGGAGACGGAGACGAGAGCCAGGACGACAUUCCGCCGCAGUACGGCAGCGAGGAGCACUCGACGGCGCGCUCGAUCCUGCUGCCGCGCACGGUCGACCCCAUGGCCACCUCCUUCUACGGUGCCCUGCCCGACAGCUUCGACACGGCGGUGCUGAAGCCCAGCACCGAGCCCAUUCCCAUCCUGGGCGCCGCCCCGUCCGGCGAUAGCCAGUCGUCGGAGAGCGUGGAGAGCACCAGCCAGACCUGGGCCGGCCACAAGUUCCUCGAUCAGGCCGACAAGGACUUCCAGCGGGCGCUCGAGGAGCACGUGCAGGCGCGCGGCGCCGAGGUCAUGUCUUCCGUCACCGCCAAGUACUCGUACUCGCCCUCGAAGGCCGAGGAGAUGGAGCAGAUCGUGAGCAGCACAGCGGAGCGGCAGCGCUUCCCGCUGAGCGAUGUCCAGCGCUCCCGUGUGGCAGAGAGUGGCUUUGCCACCGUGGGCAGUAAGCCGGAGGAAGCCGCCACCGUCGCCGCCACCACUACUGUAGCCACUACCACAUCCACAACGAGUUCCACUGGAGCCCUGCCCAAGGACCGUCUGGAGGAGUGGGGCAAGCCCUUGGGCCUGCCAUCGCCAGCACCUCUGCCCGUAGAGGGCGGGGCCGACAUCCGCACCACGCCCAAGAAGGAGCGCCGCCUGGUGGCCACCAAAACGCGCCUGAACAACGAGAAGAAUCUGCGCAAGCGCAGCGAAUCGCCCAACAAGGCGGCCAAGAAGCCGGCGCCCGUCUACGUGGACCUCACAUACGUCCCGCACAACGGCAACUCCUACUACGCCCACGUGGACUUCUUCAAGCGGGUGCGAGCCCGUUACUACGUCUUCUCCGGCACGGAGCCCAGUCGCCAGGUGUACGAUGCGCUGCUGGAGGCCAAACAGACCUGGGAGGACAAGGAGUUGGAGGUCACCAUCAUACCCACGUACGACACCGAUGUACUGGGCUACUGGGUGGCCGAAAACGAGGAGCUGCUAGCCAAGCACCGCAUCGACCUCUCGCCGUCCGCCUCCCGCUGCACCAUCAACCUGCAGGACCACGAAACCUCGUGCUCCGCCUACCGCCUGGAGUUCUAGGCCACGGGCUUGUUUAUUACAUUCGACGAUGACUAAGCCAGCCCAUAACCGUAACGCACCCAACCAAAGCAGCAGAUAAGGAGCAGGAGAAGGAGUGGAGCACUGCCAGAGGAUCGAGUCCAUGUGGGCUUACAAAGUGCUUGGACUCGGACUCUGGAUGAGGAUGAGGAUGAGGACGGGGAUGACGACCACAGCAACAGGAUGAGAAUGACUAUGAAGACAAUGCAAUAUGGCUAGAAAUAAAGCGGACGCAGGCUGAUAUGGCGGAGUAUGGGUCACGCGAAUGACGCCACUUUGUUUGUCAAUGCCGCCUAUUGAGCUUUCGCCGCCGACUUAUUUCUGCCAACCAAAAGCUACGUAAUUAAUUGAUAUUUAGUUUCAACCGAUUAAUUACCAAACAGUGCAAUGCAGUGGACUGUUCGCGAAGAAGAAUACACUUAUUUAUUGCUUUCAUUGAAUAACGUCAAGCUACCUUGCCUAGUAAUCCAAAGAUCAAAAUAGUUUUCAAAACCGCAUAGCUAAAAUAUACAAAGGAAAAACAAAACAAAAUGUCAAAUGACAAACGACAAAUGACAAAGCAAGAAAGCAUGAGAAGACACACUAUAUAUUUAAAGAAAUUAAUAUUCAUGUUUAACGUAUUAAUCGAAUCUUUAACGAACCCUCGCAUACCAGAGGUAUUCGAGUUUUAAGGCGAGAUUAACUAACUGCAAGUGUAAGGCCUGCAAAGUACGAGCGCUAUGUAGCCCUAGGAUCAUAAGCGACUAAACUUAAUCAAAUGUUGAAGGCUAGCAAGCGACUUAAAUUACGAUUUACAUUAACAUUAACAAGAACCCUUCACCCAAGCAAACCGAUAAAUAACCCUGAUAAUGUGCCUCCCCCGAGAUAUUGCUAUUUCCAAUCGUUUUCGUAGUCCAUCCUCACAGUUUCGUUUUGUUUGAGAUUGCGUUUGGUUCCGUUGUUACAGCAGGCAGCCGCAGAAAGACUUGAAAUCCGAGCAGCUAUAGCUAUAGCAACCGAUAUACGUACACUUCCACUUCCACAUAGGGGAGCUCUAAGAAAAGGAUUGAACUGAAACUGAGAAAUGGGAACAGGAAACUGGGAGGGGUAGUCUUGAGAACACGUUUAAGAUAUGACGCUGUUGCUGAAGGAUCGCAGAUGAAUGAUAAGGAGGUGUUGGACGAAAGGACGACGACGAAUGCUGAUUUUACAAUAUAGGGAUAACAAGGGUUAGGAUGGUAGCGGGGUGGGACUAGCUUAGUUUGGAAGCUUAGGUUGGGUGGGUUGGGGUGGAAUGGUUCAAACACUGAAACAGCUAUUGUGAGACAAAUACGAGGAUGAGCAGAGAGUCAUAACUAAAUACGAUUAAAUAUGAAGUACACAAAGUGAAUGAAGGUUAUUUUUCUAUAUUUUUUUUACUUUUUCAUAGUCAUAGAAUAACAAAUUUGCAACAAACAAACAAACAAGAUAAAUAUGCAGCAAAAGCAGGAGAAGCAGGCAAUUUUAAUCAAUGUAACCACAAGGUAACCACAAAACGGAACAAGCAAUUCGAGGCCACAGCAAAACAGUCCAAAAGAGCCAGUUACAAUUAUAAAUUAUAGACACUCGAGACAGACUUUUUAGGCUACGCGUAUAUUUUUGAGUUGCUUUUUAUAUACACAACAGCAACAGAUCCGGGAGGAGCUGCAGUAUGCAACAUGCAAUAUGCAGUAUGCAAUAUGCAGUAUGCAAUAUGCAGUAUGCAACAUGCAAUAUACAGCAUGCAAUAUGCAACAGGCAGGCAGCAACAGAAAACAGUCAACUGGCUACCGUCCAGUCUACAACCGUUUGAUAAGCAACCAGCAAAAUUUAAGCAAAAUUAUACACACGUAGGGCUAAGAGGGGCGGGGGAUACGAUAAGGUUUAUUGGGCCUUAUGAUCGCAAUCCCAAUCCCAAUCGCAAUCCAAAAUCGCGUUCCCCGUCCGACCAGCAGCACAUGGGAUUGGGCUUUUGAAUGCCAAUACCGAUCAUGCGUCUUUCGAUUAUUGAGUAGCAUUGCAGUCUCCGCUUCAAGGAUUUUAAAUUUAUAACCGAGAAAAAACAAAAGAUGACAUUUACUAAAUAUUCAUUUCUUUCCAAAUUCGUGCGCUAAGCGAAACAAAACAUAAACUAAACCGAAGUAGGUAAAGAUAAAGAAUACUCACACAUGAACUAUAUACACUAUAUAUAUAUAUAUAUAUAUAUGUACUUGAGCGUAUUGAUGUUGCUUAAAACGAAAUCCCAAAAAAAAAGAACUCUUCUCCCAGCCAGAAGACAUUUUUUGCCUUUCACAAAACGAAUUUUCCCUAAGAUAUGAAAACAUGAAAAUUAAAACAAAAACUUGUUAACUUUUCCCCCGUUCGUUUGCGACUUAAGUUUCGUCGAAAUCAGAUCAAUCAGAUCAGACUAUACACUACCCACACAAAUUACACAUGUAUCCAUUGCCUUAUAUCCAGAGAACAAACAGAUAUCUGCAUCAUACCUUAUAUUAGUGUAAGAAUCAAAUACGAUAUGUACGACCUAUGAGAGUUUGUUUGUUGAAUUUGCUUUUACUUUUUAGCAGCUUCGAUUUAAAUCAAAUAUACACUAAAUGUACACACCCCCGCGCACACACGCACAUGCACACGCACACGAGUGUGUGGCGAGUGUCUGUGUCUGUGUGUGCGUGUGUGAGAGUGUGUGUGCUCUAUAUAAUCAUUAGUACAGCAAGUGCAUGCAGAAAGUAAAAUUGUUAUAAACAAGAGUCGAGACGAGCCGAGCCGAAGUAUCGCUGACUGGCGGAUGCGGAUAUAGCCAUAGCUAAAGCCACGGAAUGACUAGUCAGGAUCAGGAGUCGAGUCGAGGAGAAGGUAGACAGGGAUAGAGCGGGCCAGCACAAAGAUCCGAUCACAGGCAGAGGUUAGCGCGAAGAAAUAUAUAUGUAUUACAUUUUAUGAAACGUCAAGCUUAUCUCAAGAACUAUUUCCAAAACAAAAUCUGAAAUUAUAAUAAACGUAUUUAUGUGAA
Molecule: messenger RNA, 21072 nt
Organism: Drosophila elegans
Lineage: Eukaryota; Metazoa; Arthropoda; Insecta; Diptera; Drosophilidae
Gene: futsch
Product: microtubule-associated protein futsch
Exons: 10
Coding region: 1677-18050 (5457 amino acids)
Biological process (GO): axonogenesis; dendrite development; microtubule cytoskeleton organization
Cellular component (GO): synapse; microtubule; microtubule associated complex
Molecular function (GO): actin binding; microtubule binding
Source: RefSeq, a predicted model, not a curated record